AUGGUAUACACUUCGUUGACUGAGGCUCCUCACAACCUCAAGGAGGCCAUUGACUGGUUGAUGGCCCUUAAGGGAACUGAUGCUGCCAAAAACAUGGCGGCCAUAGGCGAUGCAAUUCACAAGUUUCUCGUAGACAAGCCUGUUGGAUUCACGGAGGUACCAGCUCUCGGAGAAGUUAAACUUAUUUCCAAAGAGUUCAUGGAGAAACCAGCGCUCAGGGUGCAGCCAUUUGUGAAAUUACUACUGGAGAGAUUCAGUAAGCCUCUGGACAAAAGUCCCGGCGUGAUCGCUAAGGCCUUUGGCCUUGUGCCCAAAAGCGACUACGAGAACGUCGUACAGACCAGAGGAACGAAGCCGGAAGCUAUCGCAAAGAACUUAGGCAAAGUUGUGGAUGGUUGUGAGAAGUUCCUGGAAAAGAUGAAAAUCUCUGACCAUUAUAAUUCUGCUUACAGUUCAGGAGCGACGUGGGAUGCGUCAUGCGCGAAAGACCCAGAAGCUUGCGCAGUGGUCCUUGUGGGAAUUGCGCCUAUGUUAUACACCGGCUUAGGUGCUUUGCGGGAUGCGUGCAAUGAGGAAGCCUUGAAAUACAUGCAAUUUAAUCACCGGAGGAGUACUUUGGGAGAGGUAUUGGAAGCCGUGGGUUACAAAGAGCCGGAUUGCCGCGCUGGCAUGAGUACAUCAGGUGUCACCCGGGCUUUGAGAGGUGUGAAUAGAGAAAUAUUGAACAUAAUCUACGACCUCGCUGGAUUCUGGGCUUUCUAUGGAAAGAAUAAAUCGGGAGCUGUAAGAGCUGUAGAACCAGUAAAACCUACUCAAGAGGAACAAUCCGUAAAACCUGUGGAACCCGUGGAGCACCCCGCAGAACCUGUGGAAGCAGAACAACCUGCAGAAGCUAUAGAACCCGUGGAACCUGUUCAAGAGGGACAAUCUGCAGGAGUUGAAGAACCUGUGAAAGCUGAAGAACCUGUAAAAGUGGUCAAAGCUGCGAAAUCUGUAAAGGCUGCUAAAAAGGCUGCGAAAAAGGUUGCAAAAAAAGCCCGACAAAAGAAGAAUAGGACCCAGAAUUCCCAGUGA
Babesia ovata is the source of this 1074-nucleotide messenger RNA. RefSeq lists its product as uncharacterized. NCBI's taxonomy places the organism in Eukaryota, Apicomplexa, Aconoidasida, Piroplasmida, Babesiidae. The record is from RefSeq and is a predicted model, not a curated record. The transcript has a single exon. Bases 1 to 1074 code for a protein of 357 amino acids.